This is a messenger RNA of Metopolophium dirhodum (rose-grain aphid), 607 nucleotides long. Its product is annotated as DNA-directed RNA polymerase II subunit RPB9-like. The transcript is spliced from 5 exons. The record is from RefSeq and is a predicted model, not a curated record. Gene Ontology annotation, biological process: maintenance of transcriptional fidelity during transcription elongation by RNA polymerase II; DNA-templated transcription; transcription initiation at RNA polymerase II promoter. Gene Ontology annotation, cellular component: RNA polymerase II, core complex. Gene Ontology annotation, molecular function: nucleic acid binding; DNA-directed RNA polymerase activity; zinc ion binding. Lineage: Eukaryota; Metazoa; Arthropoda; Insecta; Hemiptera; Aphididae. The coding region runs from base 142 to 534 and encodes 130 amino acids.
CAAAAAUUAAAAAUUUCGAGUAAAAAACAUGUUACUGGACGUUUUUAGACGACAUUUCCAUGACUAAAUAAAUUAUAAAUAUUAAUUAGUUAAUUUAGUCAUGAUCGUCUAGACGCUUGUAUUGUAAAGUAUAAUAUAAUAAUGUCGGGCUACGAUUCCCGGAGUGAUGGACCCGGUUUUGUCGGAAUUAGAUUCUGUCAAGAAUGUAACAACAUGUUGUAUCCAAAAGAAGACAAAGAACAUAAAGUACUGUUGUACGCUUGCCGAAAUUGCGAUCACAGACAAAUGGCUGACAGCAAUUGCAUUUAUGUGAACAAAAUUAUGCACGAAAUCAAUGAACUUACUCAUAUCGUUUCCGAUGUAACGUCUGAUCCAACUUUACCCAGGUCUGAAGAUCAUCCCUGUCCAAAAUGUAAACACCGAGAAUCAGUAUUUUUCCAAGCUCAGACUAGACGUGCAGAGGAGGAAAUGAGAUUGUAUUAUGUGUGUACCAAUCCACAUUGCAUACAUCGUUGGACUGAGUCUUCAAUUUAAUUAUUAUAUAAUAUUUUUAUUUAUAUAUGUACUUUAUUAUGAACAAUGGAAAAUAAACAAUUAAUAAACAAUA